This is a messenger RNA of Seminavis robusta, 555 nucleotides long. NCBI's taxonomy places the organism in Eukaryota, Bacillariophyta, Bacillariophyceae, Naviculales, Naviculaceae. The record is from the annotation of a GenBank genome assembly.
AUGUUGGUGCUUGUGCAGAACGAUCCCGGCAGCCGGUCAAGUGGUUAUGUAGGUAUAGUUCUCUGUGGAUCCUUGGUGUUGAUGCACACCAUGGGAAGCGAGAUUCCCUGGGCUAUGACCAUGGCUGCCUUUGUCCCUUGCUUGCUGGCAGCUGUGGGAGUCUUCUUAGUGGCGCUUGUAGUGGACGUGGACUGUUUGCAGACAAACAAUGCAAAUGGCAACCCAAAUAGGAACACCAUCACCAACAGUGACCCGCCAAGGGCGCAGGCAACGCUAGCUUCCAGAGCCAACGGCUUGAACAGACAACCGCUGGUACACGUUUCUUCACAGGGUACCAUUGGGAAUAGUACUAUUGGCAGUGUAUCACCCACAAAUCGGUCACCCGUCAUACACUUCUACACAAACAGACCUUCUAGCAGACGAAGCUUAAACUCUACCAACACCAGCAACACCAACACCAACACACCAGCCAGAUUUGCUGCUGGAAACGCAAGUCCCAGGGAUCGACAAGCACAAACACCACCAACAUCUCAAAAUUUCCGCCCACUCAAUUGA